UUCAGCAACAGUUUAGUUCGAUUUGGACUGCGAAGCGCGUUGGAAGUGUUCAGUUCGGUAGUUGACGUAGAGAAGCCAGAGUGUACGAAGCUUUCAUUCAAAAACUCGUUCGUUGCUUUGUGUGUGUGUGCGCGCUGUCAUCAUCAUAUUGCCUCACGAUUGUGUCACCAGUCGCAGUAGUUUUUUUUGCUCGUAUCUUGCCAUCCGCCCCUAAUAUUAAAUGCCUCACGGGAUUCGCGACACUAGCAGUGUGACAUUUCGCAGAACUUUACCCGCUCGGAAAACGGUAAUACGCGUAUGCUAAUUUCGCAUCCGCGGAGAAUAUGUGGAAAACUAGAGUCGCGUGGAAAACUAGUAGUUUGAAAGCGAUCGCCAUCUUGUGUUUGUCCGUCGAUUGAAUACCUGAUUAGACAAAUACGACAUUCUCCCUUGACUUGACUGCCAGAUUUCGCUGCAGCAGAAAGCGAAGGUUUCUGUGUUUGUGGGUGGUGAUCAUAAUAAACGUAGAGAGAGAAAAAAAACUUGACAGGCCUAAAGUGAGCUAUUGUUUAGCUGGUUAGAAAUUAGGGAAGUGCUUUGCCAGGCAGGAGAGACAAGAAACAAGUAAUCAAAUCCUUGGAACCAAACAGAAAAGAUGCAUUCAGCAAAGGGAGGCGCAGCAGGAGCCGGAGGUUAUACUUACCUUUCCCUUGCAGACGGACACAAGCAGGAAUCGGACAAGCUAGCUACGGACAGCGGUGCCGUCGAUUCCGGGUUUCACUCGGGGCAAAAUCUGAGCUCGGAUAACUUCUCGAGCGUGUCGCACGACACCCCGCUGGAACCGUUGUUCGAGUCCGGCAGCCAGAAAGCAACCGCUGCACAUCAGCAGCAGCAGGAAGAGGACUCACAAACCUUCGACUCCGGCGUAGAUCUCGAUUCGAGCCAACAACAGCUCCGCACUAGCGAAUCGAUGAAGGUGGACAACAUGAACGACCUGUGCAAAGGCAUGCAACAAAUGAAUGUGGGCCGGAACAAACCGACCACAUACAGCCGGGAAAUGGACUUACGGCAGAACGAAGACGGAGAUACAUACCUUCACUUGGCCGUGAUCCACGAGGCCACCGAUCUCGUCUGGAAGUUGCUGCAGGUAGCCCCUCAGUAUUGGCUCGACAUGCAGAAUGACUUCGGUCAAACGCCGCUGCACCUGUCGGUCCUAACGGCGCAACCACGGAUUGUACGACGACUGGUGAUGGCCGGUGCCAAGCUGGGAAUUCGCGACAUCGAAGGCAAUACGCCCCUACAUUUGGCGUGCCUCCACAACCACACCGACUGCGCCCAGCAACUACUGACGCCACUCACUCUGCACGAGCUGUCACAGUCUAAUCCAGCUCUGCCAGCAGCCAUCAAAAUUCCACAGGAUCUCGAGCAGUGGAACAGAAAUGGAAAACGAUGUGUUCACAUAGCAGCCGAAACGUCGAACAUUGAAAUUCUUCGGUACUUGGUCAGCGCCGGAGCCGACAUCAAUUCACGGGAAGGCAAAUCGGGCCUAACGCCGUUGCACAUUGCCAUCGAAACCGGCAACGAGCCGCUGGUGAACUUCCUCCUGGACGAGUGUCCCAAGCUGCGGCUGGAGCAGGAAACGUACGCCGGACUGACCGCGUACCAGUUGGCCGCGCUGCAACAAAACCAAACGCUACAGAAUGGCCUCCAGAACCGGGGAGCGGAACCGCUCAGUCCACCGGAGUCCGACUACGACGAUGACGAGAGCGAGGAAGAUGAAAAGAUUCCGACCUAUUACAGCACCAACAGUUUCAGCAAUUUCGCCGGACUUUCCACGAUCAAUGUAGCGUAGUUUUACAAACUGUAUUUCUCUACUUGGCAACCUUAACGACGACGGCAGUGGAAAUUUAUCCGGAACAUCCGUCGAAUCAGUGUUAAAUGUUGUGUAAUCUUCCUCCUACUAUAUACAUGUAUGUAUCUAUGUAAUCUAUACCUGUGCGACCAUCAAACCUUCAAUCAUACAAAACCACCAGGCACGGAGUCACACUACUAGACUAGCGAAGUAAAAGUAGAUUCUUUUUUUCCUGUGUAAAGCUUUUUAUUUGUAUACGUUUAGAAUUCGUCAUAUUUACACCUUCUUGAACAAAACGACACAGCAAAUAUGUUAAACAGAUCGUUAAUAUGCAAAAGUCAGAAAAAAGCCCUUUUUCUGUGUCCCUCACCUGUCAAUAUCAGUAGCAGCAGUGAGUCAGAGAGUGUAAGAUAUGCAUUAUCAUCGUCUAUUAUGAACGUUCUAAAAACUGUGUAGUAAAAUUAGUUUAUUAUACUUUCUUCCGAAA
Messenger RNA from Wyeomyia smithii (pitcher-plant mosquito), 2318 nucleotides. RefSeq names its product NF-kappa-B inhibitor cactus (gene cact). Lineage: Eukaryota; Metazoa; Arthropoda; Insecta; Diptera; Culicidae. Gene Ontology annotation, molecular function: protein binding. The transcript is spliced from 5 exons. The record is from RefSeq and is a predicted model, not a curated record. Bases 635 to 1831 code for a protein of 398 amino acids.